CGGGACACCCACGGUGGGUGCUGUGUUUGCAGAGGGCUUGCGGGAGUACUUCAGCCAGUUCGGCGAGGUGAAGGAGUGCCUGGUGAUGCGGGACCCGCUGACAAAGAGAUCCAGGGGCUUCGGGUUCGUCACGUUCAUGGACCAGGCUGGCGUCGACAAGGUCCUGGCCCAAUCCAGACAUGAACUGGACUCCAAGACGAUUGACCCGAAGGUAGCAUUCCCUCGCCGAGCACAGCCCAAGAUGGUGACCCGAACGAAGAAGAUAUUUGUGGGUGGUCUGUCUGUGAACACUACUGUGGAGGAUGUGAAACAAUAUUUCGAGCAGUUCGGGAAGGUGGAUGAUGCGAUGCUGAUGUUUGACAAGACAACCAACCGGCACCGAGGAUUUGGGUUUGUCACAUUUGAAAGUGAAGACAUUGUGGAAAAAGUGUGUGAAAUCCACUUCCAUGAGAUCAACAACAAAAUGGUGGAGUGUAAAAAAGCUCAGCCGAAGGAGGUGAUGUCCCCAACGGGCUCUGCACGAGGGCGGUCCCGAGUAAUGCCUUACGGGAUGGAUGCCUUCAUGCUGGGGAUCGGCAUGCUGGGUUAUCCAGGCUUCCAAGCUGCCACCUAUGCGAGUCGAAGUUACACUGGCAUUGCACCUGGUUACACUUACCAGUUCCCUGAGUUCCGUGUAGAGCGGACCCCUCUCCCGAGUGCCCCCGUCCUCCCUGAGCUCACAGCAAUCCCCCUCACUGCCUAUGGACCGAUGGCAGCAGCAGCGGCUGCAGCGGCCGUGGUGCGAGGGACAGGUUCCACCCCCAGUCGCACCGGUGGGUUUCUGGGCACCACCAGUCCCGGGCCGAUGGCAGAGCUUUAUGGAGCCGCCAACCAGGACUCAGGGGUCAGCAGUUACAUCAGCGCUGCCAGUCCGGCCCCGAGCACCGGCUUUGGACACAGCCUAGGGGGUCCCUUGAUUGCAACAGCUUUUACCAAUGGGUAUCACUGAAGCUGGGGGACCAAGGAGGCAGGAGAUUCCCCAGUGACCUAACCGAGGACAGCGAGUGGCUGGAGGAUCUGGUGAGCCUCGGGGGAUGAGCCAAGGUUACCUUUCUCUUGAAUCAAACUGCACACUGCCGGCUGGCUGCCAGGCUCCUGCCGCCCUGCCCGAUCUCUCCCUUUGACCAGACCACACUGGACUGAACCCGAGGAGAUCAUCUCGCUUUCCUACUAACCACCGACGGUUUACGCUUCCCCCUCCCUGCCCCCAGCCCACUGAUUCUUCUUUUAUUUAUUUUAGUAGCUGUUAGUUUUAUUUUUUUAUUUUAUUUUUUUAUCUUUUUUGGGGGCUGCCCCUUCUUUUUGUUGUUUGCUCUUUCCCGAGCUAGUAGACAUAUUUUAUGAAUUGGCUUUGUGAUUGUGUUAGGUAGUUUUCAUUGAGGAGUAUUUUUAUUUGGCUUUGAAACUGUUUUGAAUAUUUUCAACUCUGUUGUUGUUGUCGUCAGUGUUUUUAAAGCACGGUAUGUAACAAGAAUGCAGUUCUGAAGGGAAGAAAGAGACAGAGAGAGAGCAAAGGCUGAGAGGAACUGCUGUAUUUCUAUUUUUUUUAAAGAAACUGUUUUUAAUUGUUUCUGUUUUGUAAAUGUGAGGCUUUGAAAAGUGUGAAACUCCAAGGAUCCGAAAACGUUGGACAUCGCUAUGGAACAAAACAAAUGUAUAUUUUGCUAAGUGAAAAACACUAUCCUUACAGCUGAAAGAUUUUUUUUUUCCUAGGUUUAGUUUUACGUGGGGUUUUCUUUUUCCUCCUGUAUAAUAUGUAAAUAUCGUGAGCUGAACCUGGCUGCUGCCUGCAGCCUGGCUCCAAGGAGCAGCUCCAGGUCCUGGACUUGGUGCCGCAGCGUGAGCAAUACUCUCCAGCAGAAUCCUGACAGGACUUCGUUCUUUUUUUGUACACCUUUUACUGUAAGAUUUUAAGACCUCUGAUGAGAUGAGCUGAAAGGGGG
Molecule: messenger RNA, 1982 nt
Organism: Ficedula albicollis (Collared flycatcher)
Lineage: Eukaryota; Metazoa; Chordata; Aves; Passeriformes; Muscicapidae
Gene: MSI1
Product: musashi RNA binding protein 1
Exons: 13
Coding region: 86-988 (300 amino acids)
Cellular component (GO): cytoplasm
Molecular function (GO): RNA binding
Source: RefSeq, a predicted model, not a curated record